Molecule: messenger RNA, 1126 nt
Organism: Beta vulgaris subsp. vulgaris (sugar beet)
Lineage: Eukaryota; Viridiplantae; Streptophyta; Magnoliopsida; Caryophyllales; Amaranthaceae
Product: caffeoyl-CoA O-methyltransferase
Exons: 5
Coding region: 92-868 (258 amino acids)
Molecular function (GO): S-adenosylmethionine-dependent methyltransferase activity; O-methyltransferase activity
Source: RefSeq, a predicted model, not a curated record
AAAGUUUCAGACCAACCUUGAUUAGCAGACUUUUUUGACGAGAGAAAGAAAAAAAAAAAAGAGGAGAGAGAAAGUUAAGAGAGUUUUAAAAAUGGCUGACAAUGGCGUUGAGAAGCAAAACACUACUGAAAACCAACCAGAACAACAACAAUCUAAAGAAAUUAAGCAUUCAGAGGUUGGCCAUAAGAGUCUACUUCAAAGUGAUGCUCUUUUUCAGUAUAUUCUUGAGACUAGUGUCUAUCCAAGAGAGCCAGAACCCAUGAAGGAGCUUAGAGAAAUCACAGCAAACCAUCCAUGGAAUCUUAUGACAACAUCUGCAGAUGAAGGGCAGUUUUUGAGUAUGCUUCUUAAGCUGAUUAAUGCAAAAAACACCAUGGAAAUUGGUGUUUACACUGGUUAUUCUCUUCUUGCUACUGCUCUUGCUCUUCCUGAUGAUGGAAAGAUUUUGGCAAUGGAUAUAAACAAGGAAAACUAUGAAUUGGGUUUGCCAGUGAUUGAAAAAGCAGGAGUUGCCCACAAAAUAGAUUUCAGAGAAGGUCCUGCCUUGCCUGUACUUGACUUAUUGCUUGAAGAUCCAAAGAACCAUGGAUCAUUCGACUUUGUGUUUGUGGAUGCUGACAAAGACAACUACUGGAACUACCACAAGAGGUUGAUUGAUCUUGUGAAGGUAGGUGGAGUGAUCGGCUACGACAACACCCUAUGGAAUGGAUCUGUGGUUGCACCAGCAGAUGCUCCCAUGAGGAAGUAUGUUAGGUACUAUAGAGACUUUGUCUUGGAGUUCAACAAAUCUAUUGCUGCUGAUCUAAGGGUGGAGAUUUGCCAACUUCCAGUUGGUGAUGGUGUUACCCUGUGUCGCCGAGUUAGCUAAUCUGUCCAACCGUUGGGGAUAUUUUCUUAUAGUUUGGUCAAGCUUUUGCAUUUGUAUAAUGAACCCAGGGAUAUGGACCGAUCCAACCAGAAAAGAGAGAGCUGGAUUACAGGGAGGCUUAAGCCUAAUAAUUGAAGUUUCUUUAUCACUAUAGUAUUUUGCUUUUUGGUUUUUUCAACCUUUAGUCAAGUGGAAUGUGUAAUCUUGUAAUGAGAUUGGUGGAUUAUUAAUUAUUACAAAUUUGUGUUCAAAAUUUAA